This is a messenger RNA of Centruroides sculpturatus (bark scorpion), 363 nucleotides long. RefSeq names its product protein ZBED8-like. The record is from RefSeq and is a predicted model, not a curated record. NCBI's taxonomy places the organism in Eukaryota, Metazoa, Arthropoda, Arachnida, Scorpiones, Buthidae. The coding region runs from base 1 to 363 and encodes 120 amino acids. The transcript has a single exon.
AUGAAGCCUCACACUAUUGGUGAAACUUUGAUUCGCCCAGCCUAUACAGCAAUUGUGAGAACAAUUUUUGGUGCUGAAGCAGAAGAAGAAAUAAAAAUGAUUCCUUCGUCAAAUGACACUAUGAGUAGACGUAUUAGUAAUCUAUCAAUUGAUAUUGAAAAAUCAGUUAUAAAUAAAAUAAUCAAAUCGAAAUUAUUUAGUUUGCAGUUGGAUGAGUCAACUGAUAUUGGUGGUAAAGCACAAUUACUUGCCUUCACUCGAUUUAUUAAAGAUGAUAAAAUUUUAGAAGAAUUUUUAUGCUGCAAGGAAUUCGAAAAAACUACGACGGGAAAAUAUGUUUUUGAUAUCAUAAACACAUUUUAA